Molecule: messenger RNA, 1353 nt
Organism: Penicillium samsonianum
Lineage: Eukaryota; Fungi; Ascomycota; Eurotiomycetes; Eurotiales; Aspergillaceae
Product: DUF3431 domain-containing protein
Exons: 3
Coding region: 154-1071 (305 amino acids)
Source: RefSeq, a predicted model, not a curated record
CAAUCACUCGCCCCCCUAUUUCGCAUCACUAUUAUACAUCGGAAACAGUAUAUAUCAAUGGCUUAUUAGUGAAUCCUCCACCCCGAGUUCACACCUACGGGUACCUCUCCGCAAAGUCCCCCGGAGUUUUAUCUUUCUUAUUCAUCAUUCAUAAUGAGAGGUGGAUUCCGUAUCGCGGGGCUUGGCGUCUCGUGUCUCAUUCUAUUCUCCCUAUACCUACUCGAGGCGCAUCUACAAGACAUCUGCAAUCAAUAUCGCGCUGGCGCAUACGUGAUUAAUUGGCUAGACCGCAAUGACUCCGCCUCACGCCCAUCCGGCGACACCACACCGGGGGAUAAGGUGAUUGUUAUGGCCAAGCUAGAAGAAGAGGACACCAAAUGGGUGGAAGAAGAGCUUCCCGACUGGCAACGAGCAAUCUACACUGUCAACCCCUCGCAUGAGACACGACUAAAUCCCGACGUUCUUACGACCCCACUCAACAAAGGCCAUGAAGCCAUGGCCUACUUCACCUAUGUAAUCGAUUUCUACCACAAACUUCCCUCAACGGUCGUCUUUCUCCACGCCCACCGCGCAGGCUUCCUCAUGGCCUGGCACGUCGAUGCGCCACUCCACGACAACGUCAUCGCCAUACGCAACCUACGACUCGAUUUCGUCCAGCAGAACGGCUAUGUGAAUCUUCGCUGCAAUUGGAAUCCAGGCUGCAAGGGCGCCCACCGCUUUAAUGGCCAUGUCACCGAGCAGGUUUGGAUGGAUGUCUUCGAUGGAACGAGUACGCCCCCCUUAAAUGCUUCCUCGUCCACGGAGCAGGAGUUCGCAGGCCAGAAAUACCUUCGCAAGCCUGCUGAGAUUGGCGCCGCAUGCUGCGCGCAAUUCGCUCUCUCGCGAGAUCAGAUUCAGAAGCGUCCGCUGGAGGAUUACAUCAGGUUCCGACAAUGGAUUAUCGAUACGGAACUUAGCGAUGCUUCGUCGGGGAGGGUGAUGGAGUUCUUGUGGCAUAUCAUUUUCGGUAUGGAAGGUGUAUAUUGUCCCGAUGAACAAUUAUGUUAUUGUCAAGUCUACGGACAGUGUUGAAUUUCGCCCUCGGCUUGAGCAUUCAUUCCCAAAUCCAGCGACACCCCUCCCAGGCUGGUAUUUAUAUAUCGUGGGACCACGCACACACUUUUUCGUCAUUAUGUGCAAAUAAUUUUUGCGACAGUACAAACACCCAUUCGGAAUUCGGUCACCCGUUUGGUCACAUAGAACUGGAGUUUUCAGGGACCCUACUUUUAUUAUAUAUAUAUUUAAUUGCGUUCAAGCGCUGAGGACAAAGUUCCUCGUGAACAUACUCCAUCACUUUUAUUGAUGGACUUCUGG